AUGGCCUCUCCCAGGACUAUAACAAUUGUAGCCCUCUCGGUAGCCUUGGGGCUCUUCUUUGUCUUUAUGGGGACCAUCAAACUGACCCCGAGGCUUAGCAGAGAUGCCUACAAUGAGAUGAAACGAUCCUACAAGAGCUAUAUCCGUGCUUUGCCCAUGCUUAAGAAGAUGGGGGUCAGCUCCAUCAUUCUCCGCAAGAGCAUUGGAGCCUUAGAGGUGGCCUGUGGUAUUGUCAUGACACUCGUCCCUGGACGCCCCAGGGACGUGGCUAACUUUCUGCUGCUGCUGCUUGUUCUGGCUGUGCUUUUCUUCCACCAGCUGGUGGGUGACCCACUCAAGUGCUAUGCCCAUGCCCUAGUCUUUGGGAUCCUGCUUACCUGCCGCUUGCUGAUCGCCCGUCAGCCUGAGGAGGAAUUGCCAGAGAAGAAGACCCUUUUGGUGAAUGGAGAGGAGCAGCCACCUCUUGCAGAGGCAGCCCCAGAAAAGGGAAAAAUCAAGGUGUCCUAGUGGGAAGCUAAUGAGGAACACAUGGGGACCCUCCAAGCAGCUCUCUCCAAAACCUGAA
Molecule: messenger RNA, 565 nt
Organism: Lacerta agilis (Sand lizard)
Lineage: Eukaryota; Metazoa; Chordata; Lepidosauria; Squamata; Lacertidae
Product: transmembrane protein 35A-like
Exons: 2
Coding region: 1-507 (168 amino acids)
Biological process (GO): positive regulation of protein localization to cell surface; chaperone-mediated protein complex assembly
Cellular component (GO): endoplasmic reticulum
Molecular function (GO): acetylcholine receptor regulator activity
Source: RefSeq, a predicted model, not a curated record